UGUGAUUUUUCCGCGCUUACGCGGAUUUCCGCGCCGAAAAUUUCCAAAGAAAAAAAUCCGCGGAGAUUACAAAAAAAGUCGCCGAAAAUCGGUACUUAAAAAUUAUUCUGCGUCGCAUUAUAAACAAUACACGCGGAAAUCAUUUCCGAGGUGUUUUUUAUAUGAUCACCGGUUCAGUUUUGAAAGUUGAAAUGUGAUUGGUUGUACAAGUCGGAGUACUCCAAUCAGAGUGGCGCACGCAAAAUUGAUAUUGCUAAAAAAAAGAAGAAAAAAAAAAGAAGAUAACAAACAAUUGUCAAAUGUUUACAAAUGGAAAGAAUUUUAGAUCGAGCGAAAGAUUCAGAAUUUAUAAAGAAGUUAGACGCAGGGUUAGAUAACGUUUGGAGAUGGCAAUGGAUGGAGGAGAAAAUAGAAAUCUAUAUCGGAAGCAGUUUGAAGUCAUUCUAUCUCUCGGAAUGGAUCCGAAAAAUUGACGAACGAGGACUGGCUAAAUGCUUAAUUUGCAAAUGUCCCCUGGGUUACGGGAAAAGGGGAAAAAUUGCGCUAACAGGACAUUGUAAAAGCAAGAAUCAUACUGAACGUGUGAAAUCUUUAUCAAAGCAACCAACUCUUCCUGCUGCCUGUCAUGGGGAGAAGGCAACAACCGAGGCCUAUGGUAUCCAUCCCAUGUUUAGAAAUAAAAAGACUGGCGAGUUGCCAAAGCAGCAGGUUGGGCUAAAGCCUCUUGUGCCACUAGAUGAUAGAAUUCACAAUGCAGAGGCCAUGGUAUUGGGAUUUGUUGCAGAGCAUUCAUUAUCAUUGACAAUGGUUCCAGAGAUAAUUAAACUCACCAAGGAACUUUCUAAAGACAAAAAAGCUGUAGAUGGAUUGUCUAUGGAUCGUACUUCUGCCUCUUACAAGUUAACAUAUGGCUUAAAGAAAACAAUUCAUGAGACAACAAUAAAUGAAAUAAGACAUUCACCAUUCUCUCUCAAUAUAGAUGAAUCAACCAGCAACAACAACAAACAUAUUUUGGCAGUGUUGGUCAAUUAUUUUUCCCAGUCUAAGCAGAAAGUUGUUUGUGAACAUUUAGCAGCAGUUGAGGUUGUAAAAGUUGACACAAACUCAGUUUAUCUAGCAUUAGAACAUAUUUUUGAAGAAAAUGAUAUACCCUGGAAAAAUCUUGUUUCCAUAUUGAUGGAUUCUUGUGCAGUCAUGAGAGGUUCAAAAAAUGGUCUGGAAAAAAGGAUAAGAGAAGAAAAGGCUCCUCACAUGUUGGACAUCGACGGUGAUGUCUGUCACCAUCUACACAAUGCAACAAAAAAAUUUUGUUCACCUUUCAUGUACUGGGUUGAAGGUUUAUUUGGACAAAUACAUACAGACCACAAAUGGUCGGUUGACUUACGUCAAUACCUUGAAGAGAUAUGUCAGUUGCUGGGAAUGCGUUUCUCUGUGCCUGAGAAGUUCAUAAGCCAUAGAUGGCUGUCAUGUUAUGAUUUAUCACUUUCAACUCUUCAGAUGUGGGAUGCUUAUGUUGUGUUUUAUUAUGCCUUUGUGAAAGACAAUGAAGACUAUAAACCUGUUAUAGAAGAAAUCUUUAAGAGAAGAAAUGUCAGUGAGAAUGCUAGAAAAAGAAUUAUCACAAUACUGGCCACCAUGGGGAAAAAAAAGAUGACAGAAGAUGGAAUUAAAAGAAAGAAAUUGAUUGUUGAAAGAGUCCUGUAUCAAGAACAAAAAACUUUACUGAUUUUACAUUUCUAUGUGGCUGUACUUAGCAUACUGAAAAGUUAUGUGAAGCUUUUUCAAUCCAAAGAACCACUUGUUCAUAUCAUACAUGACAAGCAAGAGCAAUUGUUUAAAGACUUCCUCUCAUGUUACGUAAAGCCAGAAGCUGUGUUGGGAAAGAAUGUACAGCAUUUGAAAGAAAUGACUUUAGACAGUGAUAAUGGACAAUUUCUAGAUGAGUGUGACAUGUUUGUAGGUAAAGGUAAAAGCAUCAUUAAAAAUGAAAGAAAAUCAAAAUGUAGUGGAGUUUCUGAAAACGCGUGUUACAUUGGCAGGGGAAAUACCUACAAAUUUGAAACUUCCAUUGUAAUAUUUUCUCCGAUUACAGUUGGACUAGUUGAUAGCCCAGGGACAUAG
This is a messenger RNA of Ruditapes philippinarum (Manila clam), 2121 nucleotides long. RefSeq lists its product as uncharacterized. The transcript has 2 exons. The record is from RefSeq and is a predicted model, not a curated record. NCBI's taxonomy places the organism in Eukaryota, Metazoa, Mollusca, Bivalvia, Venerida, Veneridae. The coding region runs from base 310 to 2121 and encodes 603 amino acids.